AUGGACGACCAGGACCAGCUUGCCCGGAAAUACGUGUCUUCAAAACAAACAAACCUAGCUAAAAGCGCAUUGAAACGCAAGAAAGGGUACGAGAGCAACUUGAUCAAGGUUGAAAACCAAAUAGAAACAUUAGAAACGCAGUUGAUAUCGAUAGAGGGCGCCAACUUGAACUUGGAAACAAUGAAGGCCAUGAAGCAGGGAGCCUCUGCAAUGAAGCAAAUACACGGCGAAUACAACGUGGACAAGGUCGAGGACACGAUGGAAGAGAUAAGAGAGCAAGUAGAGUUGGCAGACGAGAUAUCGGAAGCCAUCUCGAGACCAGUGGGCAACGAGUUUGUGGACGAGGACGAAUUAGAUGAGGAGUUGGCAGAAUUAGAGAGAGAAAACAAGGAGGAACAAAAGCAGCAGCAGCAGCAGCAGCAGAAAGUGCCCAAAGCAAAGCAGCCACAGGCUAUACAAAGGGAGGAAGAGUUGCCUUCCUUCCCCACUGUUUCCAAAGCCCAGCCCGUUUCACAAGACGAUGAGGACGAGGAAGCUUUGAAAGCAUUACAGGCAGAAAUGGGGUUAUGA
Molecule: messenger RNA, 570 nt
Organism: Lodderomyces beijingensis
Lineage: Eukaryota; Fungi; Ascomycota; Pichiomycetes; Serinales; Debaryomycetaceae
Source: the annotation of a GenBank genome assembly